AACUCAGAACUAAACUUUGACAACAUCCUCAAUGGCAUGCUGGCUCUUUUCACCAUUUCUACCUUUGAAGGAUGGCCAAAGUUACUAUAUAAAGCCAUUGAUUCAAACUUAGAGGAUAAAGGCCCAAUGUACAACAACCGAGUGGCCAUCUCAAUCUUCUUUAUCGUCUACCUCAUCCUUAUCGCCUUCUUCAUGAUGAAUAUAUUUGUGGGCUUCGUCAUCGUCACUUUCCAGGAGCAAGGAGAGCAGGAGUAUAAGGACUGUGAACUGGACAAAAACCAGCGCCAGUGUGUACAGUAUGCUCUUAAAGCCCGACCUCUGCGAUGUUAUAUUCCCAAGAACCUCUACCAGUAUCAGGUGUGGUACAUCGUCACCUCCUGCUACUUUGAGUACCUUAUGUUCCUCCUUAUUAUGCUCAACACCAUGUGUCUGGGAAUGCAGCACUGUAACCAGUCAGACCACGUAACUCACCUGUCCGACAUGCUGAACGUGAUUUUCACUGUGCUCUUCACUGUAGAGAUGGUUCUUAAACUUAUGGCUUUCAAAGCCAAG
Molecule: messenger RNA, 552 nt
Organism: Anarrhichthys ocellatus (wolf-eel)
Lineage: Eukaryota; Metazoa; Chordata; Actinopteri; Perciformes; Anarhichadidae
Product: dihydropyridine-sensitive L-type skeletal muscle calcium channel subunit alpha-1-like
Exons: 4
Biological process (GO): calcium ion import across plasma membrane
Cellular component (GO): membrane; voltage-gated calcium channel complex
Molecular function (GO): high voltage-gated calcium channel activity
Source: RefSeq, a predicted model, not a curated record